GCUGAUUGUGAUCCGUCCCAUAGCAUGUCAUAUGAGCAUUAUAGUAUAAUAUUUACUUGUCUUUGCAAUUGUUCUCUAGUGUAGACAUCACGAUAAAUAAGGCAUAGUUGUUAGACAUCACGACUGUGAUGAAAUUAUAGAGGUAUCUCAACCCAUCAAUCCCCUACCGCGAUGAACGCUCCAGCAGGCACAUCCGCGCCCAGUGCGGCCACCGGCACGCAGACUAUCGCUCCGAAUAUGUCACUGUGUUUUCCGCCAGGUGCAGACUUCCCCAAGGACGCCUUUCCCGAGUUGUAUCCGCUAUCGGAUCAUCGAUAUGACAUUCAAAAUCCGACAAAUCGGAGUAGUGGGAGACAUCAGACAAGGAAAAACCUCUUCAGCCGACCAAUUGACCCUUCGAGUAUCAAGGGUGUCGUAGCAGAGAGCGUGAAGGAACAAAGGUACAACUUACACGUUUGAUGUUUUAGCAUCUGUAUAACGAGUAACAGGAAUCCGUUUCACUUCAUUUCAAGCUCCUUCAUCUUGACCCUAAGAAUCGCCACGACCACUUUCUCAAGUUAACUCCACGUUUUAACGCCACGAUGAUAGGCCCGCUGGAGUGACGACUGCGAAGUUCAACGAUGUGAAUAUGGCGAACCUUGUCGGUUACAAGGACCAAUACUACAAACUCGAAGCGCUUGAGAAUCCGACACGAGCGAAGAAGCACAAUAUUGUCAACAACGUACUAAUAGCCUCAUUAUUCGUGUCUAUCUCUAUUCGUACGAGACUCGUUAGUUUCGAGUAGGUGGUGCACGUGCAAUAUUGUGGUUGUGCUCGACCUCCCUAUCGUCAGAACAACCUCGUGGUGCCCUGAACACACAAACAGGUGAUGGCAAAUCCCGAACCAUUGCGACCUGCUGUGGAGGUUCCGAAGAACAAUGACCCACAGUCGUCGACCUUCGGUAAGGUCAUGAACACUAAAGCAGGGGAAUUUCGACUUGGGUACUGAGCAGAAGGGUUCGUAGGACUUUGACGACAAGGACCAGGGACAUAAGAAUGACACCAAUUAUGGGCCAGCUGCCAUUUUGCCUCGUCUACGGUGUCGGUGGUCGCGAAUGACCGUAACAGGGGCUGUUGGUGUCUGACUCGGUUCCAUGUAGCAGACUUGUCUGCUUGGUGUGCCGUUCUUUGUGGCUUUCGUCGACGACGCCCGGCGACGGGGAGAUGGAGUCACGUCCAUGCCAUGAAAUGGAAAAGACAUCGCGUUGUACUCAGUUUGAUGUUACCACAUACUGGCAUUAGACUUGACGAGCUGUACACCUAUACAUAGUGUACUGUGUUACAUUUAUUUGGAUCUAAGUAGAUGAAGAAUCGGAUUUCUUGAUUGAAGACAACUGUCAUAUUCAGGACGCUUACUCCUACAUUGGCAACAAACAGUCCGUGACAUCAAGUAGCAUAAAAAGAUUUGCAUGAACAGCAACAUCAGGGUUCUUCUGCAGGUAAACAAAGCUGUAUUACAGAAGACGAGC
Molecule: messenger RNA, 1508 nt
Organism: Amoebophrya sp. A25
Lineage: Eukaryota; Dinophyceae; Syndiniales; Amoebophryaceae
Source: the annotation of a GenBank genome assembly